CUUCUAGGAUUACUCACCUACCGACAUCUUCAUAGCGUGGGAAGAGUUUGGCGGUAUUUUUGAAGUUUCGAAGAAGAGAAAGGUCAAAUCUGUGGGCUCGGAAAAAAACAGUUUCAGGAGAAAACUUCAUUUGCGAUCGGAAAGCUCAAACACGAAGUAACAUUUACCCAUUUAAUUAUUUUUGCUAUUGCUAUCCAUAAUCUUAGAUAACAAUGGAUUCAAAGUCCUCUGCAUUAGUUUUGACGGAUUCGGUUACCCUAAACGCAAGCGUUGUAACGUGGAUUUAUGAAAAAAUACCAGAGAAAGCGAAAGAUCUAAACAUAAUUACACAGGCGGCACGAUUAGAAGGAAAGUUGAAUUUGGAUUCCUCAUCUCUGGAUGCGGUUAUAUCAGUUUCAGAGAAUUUGGACUUUCAUAGCCAAACGUGGCUUUUGGAGCUUACCAGGGUUAUGAAGUCUAAUGGCAUAAUCUUUUUAAAAACCAACGUUUCUUCAAAUCUUGAUGCUAAGCAGAUUAAGAUUACCUUGGAACGAAACCUUCUGCUAGCUGGAUUUGUUGUUGAUGAUAGGAUAGAUGUUGAGGUCAGUGGGCUUGGGUCACUGGUAGUGAAAGCCCAAAAGCCUGCUUGGGCAACUGGAUCAUCCUUCACGCUCAAAAAGAAAAUUGCCGAGAAACCUGAAAUUGUGCCCAAGAGCAAUGUGCUGCCAGCCUUUAAAAUUGAAAUACAAGAUGACAUGGAUGAUCUCAUUGACGAGGACAGCUUAUUGACAGAAGAAGACUUGAAGAAGCCUGAAAUGCCACCUGCUGAUGAUUGUGAAGUAGGUAAGGCAGGAAGGAAAGCUUGUAAAAACUGUGUAUGUGGCAGAGCUGAAAUGGAACAGAAGCAGGAGAAGUUGCAGUUGACGCCAGAUCAGUUGGACAACCCACAAUCUUCAUGUGGAAAUUGUUCUCUUGGAGAUGCAUUUCGCUGUUCAGGUUGUCCAUACAAAGGACUUCCCCCUUUUAAACUAGGGGAGAAGAUAUCUCUUAGUGGAUCAUUCCUCACAGCUGAUGUGUGAGAUGUUAUGUUAUCCUUACCAGCUUCGAACUUACCAGAAUUCUUUCGAGUUCCAAAAUCGAUCGUAUUUAAAACAUUCUUUCUAAAUCUGAGCACUCUAAGAGUCUGAAGUGCUUUAUAGGGUAGAUUCUUUGGCAAUUGGUAGAGAGUCAAGAUUUUCAUAGGAUGAUUCCAAAUUAUCUUUUCAAAUGACAAACGGCUGUGACACAGUGGAUCACGUAUCUGGAGGAUGUUUUUGUUCUCUUAUUAGCUCCAAUUAUGUCUGAGCUUUGUUUCGUUGCAAAAACGUUGUUAGUGUAAACUCGUCUUAUUGCAAAUAACACUUCAUGGUGGGAACAUCAUUUUGAUA
Cryptomeria japonica (Japanese cedar) is the source of this 1406-nucleotide messenger RNA. Its product is annotated as anamorsin homolog 2. Lineage: Eukaryota; Viridiplantae; Streptophyta; Pinopsida; Cupressales; Cupressaceae. Gene Ontology annotation, cellular component: cytoplasm. The record is from RefSeq and is a predicted model, not a curated record. The transcript has 6 exons. The coding region runs from base 213 to 1058 and encodes 281 amino acids. Gene Ontology annotation, molecular function: iron-sulfur cluster binding. Gene Ontology annotation, biological process: iron-sulfur cluster assembly.